AUGAAACUGUGACGCACACUAGCACUUACGUCAAUGCAAAGUUUCUCCACAGAACAUCGUAGGAAAUUGACUUAAUUUUCCAUUUUGGUCAAGUUCCAGGUGUUUGGAGUGGGUUAUGAUAUAUUCCCUGUAGAGCAUUACUGCUCUGAAGUUCUGUAUAUUUCCUGAAGAAAGAAAAGAAAGAAUGGCGGAUUUCUUUGAGGAAGAAGCAGAAGUAUCAGAUGAAGAUGCUCAAGCCAGCAGUGAUGAAGAGGAAGAAUAUGAAGAAGAUAUUGAUGAAGAGGCCAACGUUCCAGAUCUGAUCAACGAUGAUGAUGAAGCAGAUAAUGAUUCUGAAGGCGAGGAGAUCGGUAGAAAGAAAAAGAGAAAACAUAGAGCAGAUUAUGAUGAAAGGCUGGAAGAUGAAGACUAUGAUCUGAUUGAAGAGAACUUGGGAGUCAAAGUUGAGAGGAAAAAGUUUCGUCGAGUGCGUCAGAUCUCUGAGGAGGAUGAUAGUGGGAGCGAGGAAGGAGGAGCAGGAGCUUCAAGGGAGCUGGAUGACCGGGAUGCUAUCGCCAAGGAGAUCUUUGCCGGGGAGGAGGAAGAGGGUGAAAUUAGUGCUGGAUCAGCUGACGACCAAGAAGAGCAACAUGAGCCAGAACAGGGAGAGCAGUAUGGAGCUCUGGAAGAUUCAGAAGAAGAAUCAGACCCAGAUGAUUUCAUCGUUGAUGACAGUGGGCAACCAAUUGGGAAGAAGAAGAAAAAGCACAAGCACAGAUACACAGACUCUGCACUCCAAGAAGCCCAGGACAUCUUUGGUCUUGAUUUUGACUUUGAUGAUUUUGAAGGAUAUGGAGAUGAAUAUGAAGAAGCAGAAGAAGAGGAGUAUUCUGAGUAUGAAGAAGAGGAAGAUGAAUUGGAAGAAGGCGGAGAACAAAGAAGAAGGCAGAAGAGACCUGGCAAGAAACGUGCACCAAAGAAGAGCAUAUACGAGGUAUUUGAGCCGAGUGAGCUGGAGAGGGGUCACUUCACUGAUCUUGAUAGCGAGAUCAAGACUGCAGACAUUCCAGAGAGAUUUAUGUUGAGAUCAGUUCCUGUCACCGAGGCAGCUGAUGAAGAGCUUGAGAAAGAGUCGGAAUGGAUCUACAAACAAGCCUUCCUGACACCAUCAGUAUCAAAUCAGGAGUUUGGCGACCAAGGCGAUGGCUAUAGUGGGUCCAGCGCCUAUGAGAGAAAACCUCCAAAGACGAAAAAGAAAAUCCGAGAAGCCCUCCACUUCAUGAGAAAUCAACACUUUGAGGUACCAUUCAUAGCCUUCUACAGAAAGGAGUAUGUAGAGCCCGAGCUCAACUUCAAUGAUCUCUAUAAAGUAUAUCACUGGGAUGCCAAGUGGUCUCAGUUGAAAUCCAGGAAAGCCAACCUGCUCAAGCUAUUUGAGAAGAUGCAGACGUACCAGUUUGACACGGUGAUGAAGGAUAAGGAUUUUGAUGCAGAACUCCCUGAAGACUUUAGAGCCCUCUCCACCCAAGACCUUGAAAGGUUGAAUGCUGUAGACUCUACCGAAACCCUGAAGGAUGUCUACAUGCACUUCUUACUAUACUACGGCCGAGAACUUCCCAAGAUGCACAACGCCCUGAAAGCCAAACCCAAGGAGAAGAAGAUGAAGCUUGUGACGGUCAAAAGGAAAGUGAUGGUCAGAAGAUGGAGGAAGAAGAAGAAGGAGAAAGCCCCUCACAAAGAACGAAGGAUAGAAGAUGAUGAUAGCGACGAGGAGGAGGAUAGUAACAAGAAGGUUGAUGUUGAGGAGGAGGAGAAGGAGAAAGACGAUGAGGAGAAGAUGGAGACGGAGGAGGGGGAGGAGAAGGGAGACGAGGAAGGUGGGGAGGAGAAGAAGAAGAAGGACGAGGAGGAUGACGGGUUUGAGGAUGGCGAGAUGACGAAAGACAAGGAGGAUGGAGAGGAGGAGGAUGGAGAAGGAGAGACGAAGAAGAAGGAUACAGAAGAGGAUGGAGAGGUAGCAGACGAAGAGGAGAUGGAGGAGGUUGAGGAGGAGACAGAGGUUGAGGAUGAGAUGGAGGUAGAGGCUUCUGAUGAUGAGGAUGAUGAAGAGGGCGUGGUAACCAGCAAUGAGAUCAAACAAGCCAGCAGAAAAUCAAUGUAUGCUCUCUGUCAGGAUGCUAAGCUCACUGGUCUGGCUGCAAAGUUUGGUCUGACCCCGGAACAAUUUGGUGAGAAUCUGAGAGACAACUACCAGAGGCACGACCCUGAACAACACCAGGAUAGCCCCUUAGAAGUAGCUACAGAUUAUCUCUCAAGUAAAUUCAAAGAUGAGGAAGGCGUGCUGCAAGCUGCAAGGUACAUGGUAGCCCUCCAGAUUGCACAUGAUCCUCUAGUCAGGCAGUGCGUAAGACAGACAUACUAUGAGAGAGCUAAGAUAUCGGUCAGACCAACCAAGAAAGGCAUCAAGGAAAUCGAUGAGAGCCAUCCCAUCUUUGGUAGCAAGUACCUCAAGAACAAGCAGGUCAAGGAUCUAUUGCAGGACCAGUACCUCAAGCUAGUCCAAGCUGAAAAGGAUAAGCUCAUCACCAUGACCAUGUCCAUUGACAUGGCUCAGGGCACAAGUACGUCCUACACAUCGACCACCUACUUUGAGGAGAUGAAGCAGCUUUACUACCUGGACGAGUUCCGUACAGAGGUGCAGGCCUGGAACAAGGAGAGGAGCGGUGCCCUGGAGAUGGCCCUCCAGAGUAUCCUCUACCCACAGCUUGCCAAGGAGCUCAAGACAAAGCUUGUUGCUGAGGCCAAGGAGGGCAUCAUCAAGCAAUGUUGCACCAAGAUGUUCAACUCUCUGAAGGUAAUGCCGCACCAAGUAGACCAGCCCAUGGAGGAGGACGAGGACGACUACAUGGACGGAAACAGCAGGAUGGGACUGAGGGUCAUGGGCUUCUCUUUCACAAGUGACAUGGACAAUGCAGCCUUCUGCUGUAUGCUCGACAGUGAGGGAGAAGUGACAGACUUCCUUCGGUUGCCUCACUUCUUGAGACGAAGGAAUGCCUUCUACCAGCGAGACCGUGAUCUCAAGCAGGCCGACGUAGAAUCACUCAAGAACUUCAUCUCAACCCAGAAGCCUCAUGUCUUAGCCCUGGCUUCAGAAGGAAAGAACACAACAUCUGUGCUGCAAGACAUCAAGGGGUGCAUUGAGGAUCUGGAGUCGGAACAACAGAUGGCGCCAAUCAAAGUUCAAUUAAUUGACAGCAAUGUGGCUGCUGUAUACCAGGCCUCCAAGCUUGUGGAGACGGAGUUCCGUGACUACCCGCCACUGUUACGUGAGGCCGUUUCAAUAGCACGUAGGUUGCAGGAUCCACUCAUUGAGUUCUCCAGACUGUGCAAUCCAGAUGAUGAUAUCCUCUGCCUCAAACUUCAUCCUCAACAGGAUGCAGUAAGUCAAGAGGAGCUGAAGGAGGCUAUGUUCCAAGAGUUCAUCUACCGGGUCAACGAGGUGGGCGUCGAUAUCAACCGGGCUAUCACACACCCCCACACCGCCUCUAUAGUGCAGUUUGUCUGUGGGCUCGGUCCAAGGAAAGGAAAUUCUUUGGUCAGGACCUUGAAGCAAAAGAACCAGAGGCUUGACAACCGUAAUCAGCUAGUCACCCAUUGUCAGCUUGGUCCCAAGGUCUUCAUCAACUGCGCUGGAUUCCUCAAGAUUGACACCGCUUCUGCAGGAGAUGGUGCUGAUGACACCUACAUCGAGGUCCUCGAUAGCACACGAAUCCACCCUGAGACGUACGAGUGGGCUCGUAAGAUGGCUGUAGAUGCCUUAGAGUAUGAUGAAGCCGCUGACGAUGCUAACCCUGCAGAAGCCCUGGAAGAGAUCCUGGAGAACCCUGACAAACUCAAGGAUCUGGAUCUGGAUGCCUUUGCGGAGGAACUGGAGAGACAGGGUUAUGGUAAUAGGAGCAUAACUCUGUAUGACAUCAGAGCCGAGCUGAACAGUCGCUACAAGGAUCUCAGGACACCUUUCCAUCCAUUCACUCCUGAAGAAGCCUUCAGUAUACUGACUAAGGAAACACCAGAGACAUUUUAUAGAGGUAAAAUGGUAACCUGCAAAGUGACCGGUAUUGCAAGGAGAAGACCCACCAGGGAGAUGUUAGAUGAUGCUAACCCUAGUAAGAACGAUGAGACAGGACUCUGGCUAUGUCCCUUUUGCCAGCAGGAUAACUUCUUUGAACUCAAUGAGGUGUGGAGCCAUUUCGACACAGGUAACUGCCCUGGCCAGGCCGUAGGGGUCAAAGUUCGCUUGGACAACGGCAUCAUGGGAUUCAUCCACACCAAGUUCUUGAGCGACAGCAAGGUCAAGAAUCCAGAGGACAGGGUCAAGAUCGGUAUGACACUCCACGCUCGCAUCAUGAAGAUCGACAUUGAACGGUUCCAGGUGGAUCUAACCAGCAAGAGCUCUGAUCUCCAGGAUCGGAACGGAGAAUGGGCCCCGCCCCGGGAUACCUACUAUGACUAUGAAUCGGCUGAGAUGGACAAACAGAAGGAUGAGGAGGUGAAGAAGAAGGCCGCAGCAUCCAGCACAUAUGUGAAGAGAGUGAUAGUGCACCCGUCCUUCCAGAACAUCACCUACAAGCAAGCUGAGAAGGUCAUGAGAGAAUCAGAUGUAGGGGACGUCAUCAUAAGACCAAGUAGCAAGGGAGCUGAUCAUUUGACAGUCACGUGGAAGGUAGAGGAUGGAGUCUAUCAGCAUAUUGAUGUCCAAGAAGAAGGCAAAGAUAAUGAUUUCAGUUUGGGAUCAACAUUGAAGAUCGGAGAAGAGGAGUUUGAAGACUUAGAUGAAAUCAUAGCCCGUCACAUCCAGCCGAUGGCAGCCUUUGUACGGGACGUCACCUCUCAUAAAUACUAUCACGCCGUAGAGGGCGGUAGCAAGGAGCUCAUGGAGAAAUACCUGCAGACGGAGAAGAAGAAGACGCCCAACCGCAUCCCGUACUUCAUGUGCUUGUGUCAAAACUAUCCAGGCAAGUUCCUAUUGUCCUACCAGCCACGCAGCAAGGGAAGGCACGAGUACGUGUCAAUCACACCGGACGGGUAUAAGUUCCGUGGUCAGACGUUCACUACCAUUAACUCGCUGCAUCGCUGGUUCAAAGUACACUUCAGGGACCCUAUACCAGGCAUGAAUGUGACACCAACACCAAUGAGUACUCACCGAACACCUAUGUCUGUGGCCCAUGAUGGCACUCCAUGGCAGACGGGCACACCCAUGAUCCAGAAGACCGGUACCACCUUCACCGGUGGUAUGUAUGCCACGCCCAGUGUGCUACAAGGUACCCCUCGCCAGACUCCAGGCCGCCAGACACCCUUGACAGGUGCAGCAGCAGGAAGCCGCUACGGGUACGGCGGCUACCCCUACACCACACCUCAGAACAUCACUACACCUGUUGGUGGCACGCCUUCCUACCAGGGUAUGCGAACUCCUCAGACUCGCACCCCACAGGUGAACAGGACCCCCCAGAUCAACCCCGCCCGGACCCCUACCAUGGGGGGCACGCCCCAGGGCACACCCCAGUACCAAUCUCGUACCACCCCUCGCCAGUCAUGGGGUGGGAGCACACCUACAGGUUCCUCACAGCAGCAGCCCUCACAGCGGCAGCAGCAGGCCUCACAACAGCAGCAGGUGGUGCCCCAGAGGAGUGCUGGAAGGACCCCACAGAGGAGUAGUGGUAGCAGCAGUGCCCGUGAAAUGCCACGUGAAAUGCCCCGUGAAAUGCCCCGUGAAAUGCCACGUGAAAUGCCACGUCCCUCGGCCAAAGUGGACUGGGCCCAGCAAGCUGCCCUGUGGGCCAAACAACGUCAGCAGACCAUGCGAAGCCCAGCACCCAGCCCUGCCCUGCAUGAACCUAGCCCCAUGUCCAUCUCAAACACCCCUGCACCCAGCCAGGGAGGUGGGGAUUCAACACCCCUUAUUGACGAAGAGAUUUGAUUGAAGUAAUGCCAGCAGACCAAUUAGAAGCCCAGCACCCAGCCCCAUGUUUAUCUCAAACACUCCUGAACCAAGCCAGUGAGGUGGGGAUUCGAAGCCCCUCAUCUAUGAAGAAAUUUGAAUGUGGCUUGGGUGUUCUUGUCAAUGGAUUAAGGAUCGUGGAAGAAGUUUUGGCUCAAUUAAAUCCCAGUUUAAGCCCCAUAACAGGCAUUUAUAUGUAGUUGCAUAUGAUGCAACAUCAUGUUACUGUCUGCUUUCUUUGGGCCUAUAAAACAGACACUUGUCUGUUGACAUUGCAGUGUUUUCUUCAUCCUGAAACAAACCCUUAACAGUCACAAGGAUUAUUUGCAAGUUUGCUCCAACCCAAAAUGUAUUUUCGGCCAAAGCAGAUCUCUACUUUUUAGUUCUUGAAGCGAGGAUAAAUACAGUGCUUAACAUGUUCCCAUUGCUAACAUGGCCCAAAGACCUACACCUAAAACUGGGAGAACAUGGAGGACUUCACACACCAAAGCCUUUGUUUUGUUUUGAUUACAAGACUGAAGACUCCAUCAUGCGUUAUAGCUCACUGUGCCAUAUUUACUUCAUGAAUUUAAAACAACAUGUAGAAAAUGAAAAUCAAUUUCAAUGAGUUGAAUUAUGCACUCUCUCAUUGCCUGUAGUGUAUGAUAAUUUGAAAAAUUUAUGUCACAAUUUUUUUUUCUUCUCUAAUGUUGCAUGAAGAAUUGAAUAUGGACAGAUAUCGACCGCUAUAGUGUUUCUGCACUUAUGCUUUUUAAGUCGUUAUUUUUCAUCAUUUAGAAGGGAUUAGUAUUUGCUUAUGAAGUUGAGCUUUGUCAUAUUAUACUUCGAGUUUUGGAGUAAGCCAGCAUUGUAAAAUGUCGAGCAUUCGAAAGGAUUGUACAAUAUUUGUUUGAGAACGAUAUGAUUAUUCUUUAAGGCGGCAGGAGGAAAGAGGUGCUAGGUGUAAAUGUGUACAUUUACCAUGCACUUUCAAGUUUAGUGUAUAUUCAGUGUAUAUUAAGACUGCGUAACAAUGCUACUAAUUUCAUGCUUAAACUAUACACCGGAGUGUACUGUAUAUACACAGGUUAUGAACAAACGUCUGCUGUAGAAGACUUCAGAUGUGGCUGGUGUAAAUGCAAAGAAGUGUUAGUUUGAUUUACUAAACAUUGUCACUUCAUUUAGCUACCGGUACAUAAAACAUCUGAGUUGAUCCCUCUACAGUUAAUUAGGUGUAAGUGUAGCCUAAUACGUAUGAUUUCAGAUGUGUUGCAUCGCUUCCUGUAAGUGUUACGUAUAUUAAAGUUAGACUUCAAACUAAUGCCAAUACUUUGGAGGUGAUACUCAACACCGGAAUCUAUGAUGGAUAUACAUUCACUGAGAUGUAGUGUAAAAGUGUACAACAUUGUGAAAUAUGGCUCGUACAAGAAGGUGUGGUGCAUACAGAAAAAUUUCUGUAAUUAAACCUAUUUACAAACUUUUCUGUAAAUUUAUUUGUUAAGUUUUGUAUCUGUAUCUUUGAGCUGACACCGACACCGGAGUUUACACUUCUAUAUACAGUCAUGUAGAUGUUGGUGUGAAAGUGUUGAGCUAUCUAGGAUGCAAGGCAUAAUUUGGUGUUGGUGUUAAGUCUGACAUCAAGACAAUGCCACACAACCUUUGAGCAAACACAACAUCGAAGCUCACUCUAUGCAUCAGAGCAGAUUGUCUUAUACAUGUACAUUUAUGGAAGUCUUGGCAUGUAUCGGGAUGUUUAAAGCAAUUUGAAAGAUUAUGAUUUUAAUCUUUUCCUUUCAACAUGAAGACUGUAUCGAAACAAUUACUGUAUAGGCUGAUAUUUUCAUGUACAGACAUUUUCAAAAUGCUAGUAGCUGUUCUUGUGAUGAUUAACAGAGGCUUCAUUAAUACAGCACAUGUUCGCACAUUCUUUUCCAGCCCAUAAGCAAACUGACAAAAACUUGCAAAAACAACGGCUAAUACAGUAGUAGUAUUGCUAUAAAAGCUUAUGCAUGCUAGUGUGAAUGUAAGUCAUCCAAACUAAUGGCGGUAAUUUCAAUCGAAUGGGAUAUGUCAUGUAACACUGUCUGACAUAAACUGUAUGUAUAUAUAUUUAAAUAUUUUGUAAUACAUGUACUUGUUGUAUGCAACCAUGGGACAUGAAUAACAGAUUUGAAAUUAAUGUUGACAUGUGUUUGAUCAUGUCUACAAGCUUUGUAAAUAGUUUACCCUAAAAUUUCAUGAGAGAGAAUAAACAAAAUGAUCCACUACCUUUUUAGAAAGAGCUAGAGCAGUAAACGAACUAAAUCAUGCUAUGGUAAGCUCUCCAAAAUAAUGCAUGGUGUGAAUUCUGAACAGUGUCAUUUUCAGUUUUCUAUUUGUUUUUAUUACAUAUUCAGGUUUGUACUUAUGAAUAUUCAUUAGUUUCAUAUGAUAACUUGAUCUAUAGACACAUUUAGGUUCACAAUUCUUUUGUUUGUUUUCAUGCUCUUGAACAUGAUGCACCAUUUAAGUUGCUUCCAUAUUUUCUUGUACAUUAAUUAUGCUGAAUUAAUUUGUCAGUAAUAUUUUUCUUUGGUUUCUAAGAAACUUUUUGUAUGGAAAUCUGGUUUGAUUGAUGAUGAAGAGGAUAUGAUUGUAUGAAGAAGAUAAUCAAGAAAUAAAACCAUGAAAGUUAAAGACAG
This is a messenger RNA of Strongylocentrotus purpuratus (purple sea urchin), 8637 nucleotides long. RefSeq names its product transcription elongation factor SPT6 (gene supt6h). NCBI's taxonomy places the organism in Eukaryota, Metazoa, Echinodermata, Echinoidea, Camarodonta, Strongylocentrotidae. Gene Ontology annotation, cellular component: transcription elongation factor complex. Gene Ontology annotation, molecular function: histone binding; nucleosome binding; DNA binding. The record is from RefSeq and is a predicted model, not a curated record. Gene Ontology annotation, biological process: transcription elongation by RNA polymerase II; transcription elongation-coupled chromatin remodeling; nucleosome organization.